This is a messenger RNA of Echinostoma caproni, 519 nucleotides long. NCBI's taxonomy places the organism in Eukaryota, Metazoa, Platyhelminthes, Trematoda, Plagiorchiida, Echinostomatidae. The record is from the annotation of a GenBank genome assembly.
AUGUAUCAGUACAAUUUUCUACCAUUCGGAUUGCAUGUGUCGUCUGGCCUCUUUCAAUCGGCAAUAGACAGUGUAAUCAAAGGACUCGAUGGCGUGCUUGCACAUCAAGAUGACGCCCUCAGUUUCGGCCUAAAUAAGAAAGACCAAGAUGCCCGUCUUACGCAGCUACUGGAACGAUUUGCCGCCAUAAACGUGGCUAUCAAGCCGUCCAAAUGUGUGUUUGGAGUGAGUGAGUUGGAGUUCCUAGGAUUCACAGUUGAUUCCCGUGGAUAUCGUCCCGAUCCGACACAUUUCAAACCAUUGACUAACAUCGAAUCUCCAAAAGAUCAAACGCAUUUGAGAUCGGUGAUAGGAUGCCUGCAGUACUAUUCCCGAUUUAUCCCGAACUUUCCUACAAGGGCGCAACCGCUUUUCCGUGCUCAGUGUUCAGAUGCUUGGGAAUGGUCGGUGGAGUGUGAAGAUGUCUUACGUGGUUUAAUUCGCUGCGUUACUGAUCGUCCUGUUCUCGCCCCGUUUUAA